This is a messenger RNA of Impatiens glandulifera, 801 nucleotides long. Its product is annotated as dicamba O-demethylase, ferredoxin component. The record is from RefSeq and is a predicted model, not a curated record. NCBI's taxonomy places the organism in Eukaryota, Viridiplantae, Streptophyta, Magnoliopsida, Ericales, Balsaminaceae. Gene Ontology annotation, biological process: P450-containing electron transport chain. Gene Ontology annotation, cellular component: mitochondrion. The transcript has a single exon. Bases 67 to 564 code for a protein of 165 amino acids. Gene Ontology annotation, molecular function: 2 iron, 2 sulfur cluster binding.
CGUCUAUGACUAUCUGAUUUUGUUUCCUUGGCUCUGACCUAAUCUCAGGGAAGGGAUCGAUUCGCGAUGGCGAGUUUACAGAGAUUGGCAUCCUUAAUCCACCGUAGCUCCACCAAUCCUUCUCGCUAUUCCAGAGUGAUAAUAACUCGAUCAUCCGCUUCAUCUGCUCCAUCCCCGGCAUCAUCUCCAUCGUCGUCCAAAAAAGUCUCCGAUCGGAUCGUCAAGCUCCUUGCCAUCGAUCCCGAUGGCCAGAGGCGCAAUAUCAUUGGAAUGACCGGACAUACUCUCCUUAAAGCCUUGACAAACAGUGGCCUUAUAGAUCCGGCUUCUCACCGUCUCGAGGAUAUCGAUGCUUGUUCCGCCGAGUGCGAGGUACACAUCGCGGAGGAAUGGCUUGAGAAGCUCCCGGCUGCUACCUACGAUGAGAAGUAUGUUCUGAAGAGAAACUCAAGGGCGAGGGUCCUUAACAAGCAUUCCAGACUCGGAUGUCAGGUUGUCCUCACGCAUGAGCUUCAGGGAAUGGUGGUGUCGGUCCCUGAGCCUAAGCCUUGGGAUAUCCCGUAAGAGAAAGAGGGAAAUUGCCUACCUUGUAAGGAUUUCAACAUGUUUUAUUUUUCUGGGUGUUAAAGUUGAAUAAUUUUGCGCAUUUCUGUUGUCAUGACGCUCUUCUUUUAACUAUGGUUGUAUGAACCUUGUUAUCUGAUUCCAAUUUCCUCCAUUAUUAGACAAUGUUUUUAAAGUUUGCGUCUUUAGAUUGAAUUCUUGAACUGUUAAUAGAUUAUGAUGAAUACUCUUAAGCAA